CAGAAGGAAGCUCCCUUCAUCCAUCAUCUUUCUGGUUUUAGGGAUUUAUUUUCAGUGGCCAUGUAUGAAGCAUGACGAAUUGGAUGCGAAGCAUGGCAUUAGGAGUUGGAACAGGCACUGCUCUUCUCUCCAGGACUUCCAUGGUUGCUCUCUUCUCCUCUUCCUUUAAAAAACCAAUCUCCUUCUCUACCCUCAGAAUGCCUCUCUUUCUCUUCUCUUUCCUCCCUCCUCCUCAUCGCUCGCUCUCAGCUCCGGCAGCUACUUUAGCUUCCGUUCCUUCUAUGAAUGACGACAAUACCCCCGAUUUUGGGGACAGUGACCGGACUGCUGUUUCUAGAAAUGGUUCCAAGUUGCUUCUUAAAGGGAUGACUUACACUGAGCUUGAAAAAUGGGUCCAGUCGCAUGGAUACAGGCCUGGGCAGGCUAUGAUGUUAUGGAAACGCAUGUAUGGAAACAACAUUUGGGCAUAUCAUAGCGAUGAAUUGGAAGGUUUGAACAAAGAUUUCAAGAAGAUGUUAAGUGAAAACGCUGAGUUCAGGGCUCUUAGUCUGAAAGAAAUUCGCACGGCAUCUGAUGGAACUAGGAAGAUUUUAUUCACAUUGGAUGAUGGACUUGUCAUAGAAACAGUCAUCAUUCCUUGUGAUAGAGGCCGAAAUACUGUAUGUGUUUCAAGUCAAGUAGGAUGUGCAAUGAACUGCCAAUUUUGCUAUACUGGAAGAAUGGGCCUUACGAGACAUCUGACUGCAGCAGAAAUUGUAGAGCAGGCUGUUUUUGCUCGUCGCCUGCUUACAAGUGAAGUUGGCUUAAUCACAAAUGUUGUCUUUAUGGGCAUGGGAGAACCACUUCAUAACAUUGAUAAUGUGAUUAAAGCUGCAGAUAUUAUGGUGCAUGAGCAAGGGCUUCAUUUCAGCCCUCGCAAGGUCACUGUUUCAACCAGUGGGCUUGUUCCACAAAUCAGACGUUUUCUUCAUGAAUCUAACUGUGCAUUAGCUGUUAGUUUGAAUGCAACAACUGAUGAGGUGAGGAACUGGAUCAUGCCAAUAAACCGCAAGUAUAAAUUGGACUUGCUUCUUCAAACUCUCCGGGAGGAACUACGCUUCAAACAUAAUUAUAAAGUUCUAUUCGAGUAUGUCAUGCUUGCUGGAAUUAAUGACAGUGAUGAGGAUGCAAAGAGGCUUGUUGAUCUUGUUAAGGGCAUUCCUUGCAAGAUCAAUCUCAUCUCCUUCAAUCCGCAUAGUGGAUCACUGUUCAGACCGACUAAAGAUGAAAGGAUGAUCGAAUUCCGAAACAAGCUGGCGGAAGCUGGGUGCACCGUGUUUUUACGGCUAAGUAGAGGUGAUGAUCAGAUGGCUGCCUGUGGUCAACUUGGUAAGCCUGGCACUAUUCAGGCUCCAUUGCUCCGAGUGCCACAGCAAUUCCGAAUGGCAGUUGGAAGUUCUGCUUGAAUCUUCAUGGGAUUUUUCCUUUGUAGGCAGAAUAUACCACAUUAUUUGGAGGACUAAUUAACAAACAAGGUUGAACAACUAAAUACAUACUCAUUUCUAUGUUUAGGAACUUCUUGUAAAUUUGUUUGGGUGGGGUCUAAUGUGGCACGAAAUCCUUGCUCAAGAAUGCUCCAGGACUUGGAAGCUAAACAUGUUAUAUGACAUGUCCAAUUCGCCUAUUGUAAUUCUCAAAUUUUAGGAUGAAUUGAUUUUCAUGUAAAGGAGCCAAAUUUGCUUUUUCA
Messenger RNA from Prosopis cineraria, 1726 nucleotides. RefSeq lists its product as uncharacterized. Gene Ontology annotation, biological process: rRNA base methylation; tRNA methylation. The record is from RefSeq and is a predicted model, not a curated record. Bases 72 to 1445 code for a protein of 457 amino acids. Gene Ontology annotation, molecular function: RNA methyltransferase activity; iron-sulfur cluster binding. The transcript is spliced from 9 exons. Lineage: Eukaryota; Viridiplantae; Streptophyta; Magnoliopsida; Fabales; Fabaceae.